AUGCCUGUUACUUCAGCGCAGCUCACUGUAUUCUUUUCAUUGCUUCACCAAGUUAGCAAAUGCUUAAAUGUUGAGAAAAUGAUUAAAGAGGUCGACUCCUAUGGCGAUUGGUUCAUCGAUUUGCAUGAGUUCAUCGUCCUGAACACCAAGGACAUUGAUUCCAACUGGAUUUUGGAGAAUUUGAAGGACGUUUUCUUGGUAUUUGACAUCGACAAGAAUGAGAUGAUAUUGGCGGAGGAGUUGUAG
Ilex paraguariensis (yerba mate) is the source of this 246-nucleotide messenger RNA. The record is from the annotation of a GenBank genome assembly. NCBI's taxonomy places the organism in Eukaryota, Viridiplantae, Streptophyta, Magnoliopsida, Aquifoliales, Aquifoliaceae.